Messenger RNA from Poecile atricapillus (Black-capped chickadee), 3626 nucleotides. It is a transcript of the gene RHCE, whose product is annotated as Rh blood group CcEe antigens. The record is from RefSeq and is a predicted model, not a curated record. The transcript is spliced from 10 exons. Gene Ontology annotation, biological process: ammonium homeostasis; ammonium transmembrane transport. NCBI's taxonomy places the organism in Eukaryota, Metazoa, Chordata, Aves, Passeriformes, Paridae. Bases 1575 to 2813 code for a protein of 412 amino acids. Gene Ontology annotation, cellular component: plasma membrane. Gene Ontology annotation, molecular function: ammonium channel activity.
UCAUCCUGAGGGAAAAUGGGUGAAUUCCUCACAUUUGGGGUGUUUCCCCUGGGUGUUAACACUGAGGGGGGUUUAGUAGCAGGUAGCAAAAAGACUACAUUUUGUUAGCUAAAUUAAUUCCUAAAUUGCUGCUUGAACUGUUACUCUGUCCAGAGAAAGUUCACCAGGUGUUCUGGUUAUGUCAGAGUUACCCAGACUCAGAGAAUUCCCAGAAAAGUGACCUGAAUGUGGAUCUUACUGAAUUAGGAUUUUCCUGAAGCCAGGGCAGUGCUUUGCACGCCUAGGAAAGUUUUUGAUGUCAUUUAGAAGUUUCUGAAAUGUGUGUAGGGAUAUUUAACUUUGUUAGGCCUGAAUAAAAACUGGGAGAGGGCUUUGGGAUUGAAGUGAUUUGCUAUUCAAGCAGUUUGAUGUUGGAUGGGAGGUAGGUUCAAGCUGUCACCACAAAUCCAAACCUUGCAGAGAUGCUUUGAGCACUAUUACUGUGCCCUACAGCCUGGGUUGGCAGGAGGGAUGUCCUAAAAUUUAAGUUGAACUGUGAGUUUUCCGUGUAUAUUUUUGCCUGAUAAAUGUCCCUGUCACCAGCAGGUGGCUUUAUCCCUAUUUCUGAGCACGUUUCUCCCCAUUUCUGUGCUGUGCCAGCUCAGCUCUGGGUUUGUGACAGCCUCAGAGCAGAGUCUGGGGUGUAAUUUCAAUGCUUUAAUCUGAAUUUCCUGCACAGAGGGCUCACUUCACAGGCACAGGGAAUGCUGAGGGGGGACAAAUGUUCCUCCAGUGCCUAAAGGGGGCUCAUAAAGGGAGGAGAGGGAUUUUUAUAUGGCAGGACAAGGGGAAUGGCUUUGAACUGGCAGAGGGCAGGGUUGGGAUGGAUACUAAGAGGAAAUUCUUUAUUCAGAGGAGGUGAGGCCCUGGCACAGAGCAGCUGGGGCUGCCCCUGGAUCCCUGGAAAUGUCCAAGGCCAGGCUGGACGGGGCUUGGGGCAGCCUGGGGCAGGGGAAGGUGUCCCUGCCAUGGAAGGGUGACACUGGAUGGGAUUUAAGGUCCCUUCCCACCCAAACCACCCCAUGAUUUCUAUUAUGGAUCCAUAAAGCAUCCCUGGAGCUGUUCUGUGAACAACAGACUGAUCCUCCAGUAGCAGAGGAGGUGCUGCAUCUCCAGAGGUCCCUGAUUGCCUGGAUCCAUCCAUCCAUCCAUGUGGGAUGUGUCUGAGGGCUGUGGAAUCCCACUGGGGGUCUCAGCAGGACCCUCCCCGCCUUCCUGUGACACAAAUAAUGACUCUGCUCAGGGAGUGUGUGUUCUCCCUGCCCUCUGGGGAGCUGCCAGGCCCCGGGAGGUGUCCUGGGGGUGCUGGCAGCCGCCUGUGCCUGUGUCCAGGGGCUCUCGCUGAGCUGGGCUGAGCUCCUGCCACAGCACAGAUAAGGAGCUGCUCACGCCUCCUGCUGCUUUUAUCUCUCGCUGAGUUCUCUCUCCCUGCUGGCCCCCCACACCUCCUUUGCCAUUGGUGUGGGGACAGCAGGACAUUUUUACAGGGAGAAGGGAUAAUUCACGUGUUGGUGCUUCAUGUAGCCGAGCUCACGAUGCCUUCCCGUUACCUCAACUUCCGCUGCAGCGUGCCCUGGCUGAUCCUGUCUCUGCAAACUCUCUUCCUCAUCCGCUCUUUCUUUGUCUUCCCAGGUGUUGGUGACAUCUACUCCCCAUCCAAUUUCUACCCAGAAUUUCAAGAUGUCAACCACAUGGUCAUUUUUGGAUUUGGCUUCUUCCUGAUAGUUCUGAGAAGAUAUGGCUUUAGCAGCAUUGGAUUCAACCUCUUGCUGAUUGUUCUUGGUGUCCAGUGCUCUGUGCUGGUAGAUGAUUUAUUAGUUUUCCUUAGCCUACAGCAAAGAGAAAUUGGCAUGAGAAGUCUGGCAAAGGCUGUGGUGAGCAUGACUGCUGUGGCCAUCUCCUCUGGGGCUGUGCUGGGGAAGGCCAGCCCUGUGCAGUUAAUUGUGAUGACCCUGGUGGAAUUAAUCAUUUUCUAUGUGAGCAGAUGCAUCAACAGGACACUCCUGCAGGUCCCAGAGCACCUCACCCUGAUGCACGUGCACCUCUUUGGAGCCUACUUUGGUCUGGCAGUCACCUCCCGCUUCCCUGCGCCUGCCCCAGGGCUGGACAAGCACAGGAGCACCCCAAAGUCAGACCUGUUCUCCAUGCUGGGCACUGUGUUUGUCUGGGUGUUCUGGCCAAGCUUCAAUUCUAUCCUGGCUGACUCCAAGAAGCAAGCAGUGCUCAACACUUACUUGGCCCUCGCAGUGAGUGCUGUGGCUGCCUUCAUGUUGUCUGCUCUGACCUCCAAGGAUGGCAAGUUCAGAAUGACUCACAUCCACAGUGCAGUCCUGGCUGGAGGGGUCACCAUCAGUUACACAGCAUCCAGAAUCCUGCAGCCUUGGAUUGCCAUGAUUCUGGGGCUGCUUGGCAGUGUCAUCACCAUCCUGGGAUCUCACUCUUUACAGAGGUGCUUUAAUCGUGCUUUGAAGAUUCAGGAUACUUGUGGAGUUCAUUUCACUUUUGGUUUGCCUGCUGUGCUUGGAGCUGUGGCUGCUGUUAUUCUCCUUGUCAUAGAAAAUGGGAUUCAUAAACAAUGGAGUAAUUUAUCCAGUCUGGGCUAUUUGAUCUUUGUUGACGUUGGUGCCUUCUGCCAGACCAUCAGCACUGCCUUGAUAACAGGUUUGAUUACAGGUUUAAUCUUAAACAUCAAACUGCUCAAAGCUGUGCACGUCUCAAAGUACUUCGAUGACCAAUUUUACUGGGAGUUUCCUCACUUGUCUGUUGGAUUUUGAGUGGAGGAUCCCAGCUGACUGACCAAGAUUUUCCUCUUUAUCACCAAAAAAACUGAACAGCUACAAUGGGUUCAAAGAGCACUGAAAUACCAAUUCUGAGGCCCACAAAAGCCACUCCAAAUGGACACUCAAAAAUCAAACUGUUCCAGUUAUUCUUGAAAGAUAAAAUGUAAAUUCACAGAUGCAAACUUCAGAUGCAUUCAGCUUUUCUACUUUAUUUGCCUUAAAUAUUUUCCUUAAAUAUUUUCUUGUAAGAUAUGUACAAAAAGAGUUGGCUGCAUUCUUGGCUUAUCAAUCCAAAUGCUUGGAAACGCUGAACUGUGUUUAAGCUCCCGAGUUUAAAAGGCAAAAUGAUGGAUUUCAAAGUGUAAUUUCUCAAGGAGCACUUCUUCUCCAGCAAAAUACUCAGGUUUUUAAGUUGAAUUCAUUCUUCUGAAGGCCUUGACAAGCCAGGAUUUGAUGAGUGAGCUGGAGCAGGCCCAGAGCUCUGCAUCCUGCCAGACUGGAACUCCUGGAAAAAUCUGGGAUUACUUGGCUGGGGCUGGAUGUUGGGAGGUUGUGAUGGCAGAAAGUUCAGCUGUGGAUGGUGCUCCUGAAAGUUUUGCUGCCAGAUGUAAAACACAAACAGAGCUCAGGCAGGGGCUGGGAGGGGAGAGCCUGGCCCAGCACCCAAUUUUGGAAGUGCAGAGGAUUUUCUGCCAGUGAACCCUGCUUUUUGAAAUGGAUUGUGAUCCUCAGUGUCUCUUACUCUCAGAAAUAGCUGGCACAGAAAAUCUCCCAGCAGUGCUUACCUAAUAAAGGAGUGAAAACGUG